Molecule: messenger RNA, 673 nt
Organism: Aspergillus ochraceoroseus IBT 24754
Lineage: Eukaryota; Fungi; Ascomycota; Eurotiomycetes; Eurotiales; Aspergillaceae
Product: EMC6 family protein
Exons: 2
Coding region: 70-507 (145 amino acids)
Biological process (GO): autophagosome assembly; protein folding in endoplasmic reticulum
Cellular component (GO): endoplasmic reticulum; EMC complex; membrane
Source: RefSeq, a predicted model, not a curated record
UAUUAACCCGGCCCCAUUCAUUCAAUUAAAGAUCCCGGAGAAAGGAAAGAGAGCAAGAAAGAGCAAAAGAUGCCUCCAACAAAACAAGAACUCUCUUUACUUAUUAAUCCUCUCGUCCCUGAAUCCGUACAACACAACAACCGAGUCCUCUCCUCUCUCCACUCCAUAACCUCUUUCCUACUGGGCCUAACAGCUGGUAUUCUCGCCCUCCAGUCAGCCACAGGCUUUAUCUUCUACUUCCUCGGUACGAUCAUUGUCUCGGGACUCUUCCAUGUGGUCCUCUUGUACCGCUCUGCCGGCCAGGGUGCGGGCAGGUACUUCCCCGGCUCGAAUCCAGGCGAGAUCGACGGGCUCCAGGUUGAUUGGAAAAGGGGGGUUGUGACAGAUGCUGGCUAUGGAAUUCGCAAGGGUGCAUGGAAGAAUGUUUGGUUUGGAGGCGGGGUUUUGGGAGAGGCGCUCUCCGGGUUUAUUUUGGGAUGGGCGGGUGUUGGAGGAGUUUUGAGGUGAUCUGUCUUUCUUUUUUUCUUUUUCUUUUUCUUUUUCUUUUUUUUUUUUUCUGCUCUCUUUCUGGGCUUUUGAGUUUUAUUGUAUAGUUGCAGAGAAAGGGAAUAAAAACAGUAGGGAAGUUGUAAGUAAGCCUUUCUUUUUUGACCUAAUAAUUAGACUAUUUUGC